GAGACUGAUACUUUCAUGGUGACUCGAUCUUAUGAGGAAAGUGACCACAGUGAGCAGCUUCUUUCUCACAGCUCUCCUGAAGGAGAGAGCCGAGAUCAUGAAGAAAAUGGGCACGUGGAAUCAGGAUCUACUAGAAAUACAGAGCUGAAGAAGAGACGUCACAGAAAGAGAGGUCAUAGACAGAGACUAGACAACACUGCUGUGUCAGAGAGUCAAAGUAAACCUGUCUCAAGGAAAAAGUCUCUAGAAUGUGACAUCUGUGGAAAAACCUUUCGGCAUAAAUUUGUGCUGACUAUACAUCUGAGAGUUCACACAGGCGAGAAACCGUACACUUGUAACACCUGUGGAAAAAGAUUUUCUCACUCAUCAGCAUUAAAAAGACACAAGAGAAUUCACACUGGUGAGAAGCCAUAUUCCUGUAGCACCUGUGGAAAAAAAUUUAUUCAGAAAUCAAUUUUGGACUGUCAUGAAAGAAGUCACACAGGUGAGAAACCAUAUCCUUGUAGCAUGUGUGGAAAAAGAUUUUCUGACUUAUCAGCAAUUAAAAAACACAGGAGAAUGCACACAGGUGAAAAACCAUAUUUAUGUGGGAUCUGUGGAAAAAGAUGUAGUCAGAAAGCAGCAUUGGAAUCUCAUGUAAGAACUCACACAGGCGAGAAGCCGUAUUCUUGUAGCACCUGUGGGAAAAGAUUCACUCGAAAAUCACUUUUGAACUGUCAUACAAGAACUCACAAAGAUGAGAAGCUGCAUUCUCAUAGCAACUGUGAGUCAUAGCAGUGUGUUGGUGGUAAUGCUUACACUGUCAGGUCACUGCAACAACUGAUUGGAGAGAUGAUUCAUAUUCAAGACAGUAUUUUCUGCUGUUUUAGGUCCUUUACAAUUUAAAGCGUCUUGAGAGAACUGUCAUUGUGAUUUUGUGCUUUAUAAGUAAAACUGAAUAAAAUUGGAUU
Molecule: messenger RNA, 950 nt
Organism: Neolamprologus brichardi
Lineage: Eukaryota; Metazoa; Chordata; Actinopteri; Cichliformes; Cichlidae
Source: RefSeq, a predicted model, not a curated record